Rhizoctonia solani is the source of this 8544-nucleotide messenger RNA. RefSeq names its product Vegetative incompatibility protein HET-E-1. The record is from RefSeq and is a predicted model, not a curated record. Lineage: Eukaryota; Fungi; Basidiomycota; Agaricomycetes; Cantharellales; Ceratobasidiaceae. The transcript has 11 exons. Gene Ontology annotation, molecular function: protein binding. Bases 1 to 8544 code for a protein of 2847 amino acids.
AUGUCGUCUCCUCCUGGAACUCCGAAGCAGAGAAAGGGACUGCGACUUGGAAAACUACUAAAGGCUCCGUUUGUCAGAUCGCGGUCACGUUCGCCUUCACAGUCUCGCCCGCCAUCUACGUCAAAUGAGGGAACUGGGUUGGCUGGUCCUAGCAAUGUAUACACAGGGGCAUCCCAGGCUGGAGUUGACGAGGCUGCGCGCGCCAAUGUGCCACCGAGCGCCAAUACACCUGAAGGUCCUUUCGUAGCAUUGACAACGCCAAUAAUCGCAGAACCUACCGAGUCUGGUACGCGAGUGAUGCAACCAACAGCCAUUAACCCUACCCCGUCACCACAACCCACCAACAAUACAACAGACACAGCCUCGCCUAUCAAAACUGCCAUGAAUUCGGGACCGAAGGAUCGGAGUACAGUCUGGGAUGGGCUUCGGGGAGCAUUACGCGCACUUAAGGAUACAUCGAGCAUUUUCCCUCCACUUUUUUCCGCUGUCGAAUCUCUGAUCGAAUGCAUCGAUGAGUUGGAGACAACUGCACAAAACCGUGGUGACCUUGAGGAGAUUGCUAUGGAGCUGACCGCGCUGGGCAACAGUCUCAAUGAUGGAUUGAAUGGACCUUCACCCGCCAUCACGUCCGAUUCGGUAGCAAGUCUGGCUAUUUCGAUCAAAACGCAGAUAACAGAAGUCAGGGGCAGAUUAGACCGUACGAACAGAGGAGGGAUAAGGGAUGCACGGGCGGAAGAGGAAGAGCUUGUGAGACAUUACCGGCGGAUUGAAGCUUACUUUCGUCAAAUUCAGACGAAUAUAACCAUGAGCACCUGGAGUAUUGCCAAUGAGCAUCUAGUGAACACAAGGCUAGAAGGCCUGAACCCGGUGAAACAGGCUACCUACGACUCAAAUUUAUCGACAGAGAUUAACCGGCGAUCUUGCACCGAAGGCACACGGGUAGGGGUACUCGACGACCUCGAUAAUUGGGUAUACAAUCCCACGAGCCGGUCUGUAUACUGGAUGAAUGGCAUGGCAGGAACAGGAAAGACGACUAUUGCAUCCACCUUCUGCGAUCGAGUCGAAAAACGUAAGCUCCUGGCGGCAAGCUUUUUCUGCACCCGUAGCUCUUCCGAGUGCAGGAACGUGUCGCGAAUCAUACCAACGAUAGCAUAUCAACUUGCUCGAUACUCCAUCCCGUACCGAUCGGCGUUGUACAAGAUACUGGGUCAAAAUCCAGACAUUGGUUCGAAGAAUGUGCUAAAACAGUUUGAACACCUACUAAAGGAGCCGUUACAACAAGUGAAGGGCGCUAUGCCUGAGCACCUUGUAGUUGUGGUCGAUGCCCUGGACGAGUGCGAUGAUCAUAGUGCGGCUGUAGUCGUUCUGGAUAUGCUAUUUCGCCAUGCAACUGACGUUCCACUCAAGUUCCUCAUCACAAGCCGACCGGAGCCAGAGAUAUACAGCAAGAUGUCCCUAAAUGCACAGUUGCGAGAGGUCAUUCACCUCCACGAGAUCGAAAAGUCACUGGUACAAGAAGAUAUUGCGUUAUACCUAAAGACGGAGCUCAAGUCCAUGUCUCUCAGUUCGACUGACAUCGAGCAGCUCGUAGUUCGGUCCGGAACCUUGUUUAUAUAUGCAGCCACUCUAGUGCGAUACAUCCUUCCCGGAAAACAAACUACCAACCCACAAAAGCGGCUGCGGUCCGUGCUGAGCAUGACACCUGAAUCAACAAAGAAGCACGCACAAAUCGAUGCACUGUAUACGGCGGUUUUACAAUCUGCCCUGAGCGAGGACGAGCUAGAGGCGGACGAAGCAGAAGACAUUCGGGUAGUGCUGCGCACCGUUCUAUUCGCGCAAGAGCCGAUCAGCGUGGGGACAAUUGCAGAAUUGGCGAAUAUCGAUGACCCGCAACGUGUAGUAUAUGCGCUACAUCCGCUGCGCUCUGUGCUUCACCAAUCGGAGCAGACGGGCCUAGUAUCCACACUCCACGCAUCGUUCCUCGAUUUCAUGUUUAGCAAUCAACGGUCAGGCGCAUACUUUUGCGAUGUCGUCGAACACAGCCAGCUUCUAGCGCGACGAUGUUUCUCAGUGAUGAAGGAGCAACUGAGGUUUAACAUAUGCGACCUUGAAUCGUCGUUUGUGUCCGAUACCCAAGUUCAUAACAUGUCUGCUCGAGUUCAGAAAAAUAUUCCAUCUACUCUGGCCUAUGCAUGUCGCUAUUGGGCAAGCCACCUCAACUUGGCACCAAAAUCAGAUGUUCUGUUCGCUACACUCGAAGAUUUUCUAUCUCAUCGACUGUUAUUCUGGAUGGAGGUACUCAAUCUACGACGAGAAACCGCUCUGGGCAUCGAAGGAUUGCUAAAAGGGCAGCAGUGGCUAAUUCAUGUGAAAUGCACUCUAUCCGAGCUUUUAUUGCUUGUUGAGGACGCACGUAACCUUCUAUCCAGCUUUUCAGCCAGCCCUGCUUCCAAAUCUACUCCCCACAUCUAUAUAUCGUCACUAUCUUUUUGUCCCCGCUCCAGCUCUAUAUAUAAGCACUACUGGAAACGUACACAAAACCUCGUUGAGCUAAAGGGAAGCUUGAUGGAGCGUAGGGAGGUUGCACCUCUCGCCACGUGGAAUGUCGGUUCAUCCGCCUUUUCAGCAGCAUACUCGCCUGAUGGCGCUCAGAUCGUAGUGGGAUGUGGCGACGGAAGCGUCAGGAUACUCGGCUCAUAUGGCGAUUCGGUUCUCAGUGGCCCACUGGAAGGUCAUACCCAGGCCAUCUUCUCAGUUGCGUUCUCGCACGAUGGUAGUGCUGUCGCCUCCGCGUCCUAUGACCAUACGAUACGAAUUUGGAACGCAUACAAUGGCGCCCUUAUCGCUGGUCCACUUCAAGGACACACAGAUAAGGUAUUUUCUGUCGAUUUCUCACCUGAUGAUACUCGUUUGGUCACUUGCUCAUAUGACCGUACUAUUCGAAUCUGGGACACGCGAACAGGUGCGCCCGUGAGAGGCCCAUUGGAGGGACAUACUGAACCAGUCUGCUGUGUGAGAUUCUCGCCCAACGGAUCAUUCAUUGCCUCCUGCUCCAGAGACGGAACGGUUCGUCUGUGGAACGUUCAUGACGGCACUGCCACUACACCUCCGCUUGUAGGCCACACCGACUGGGUCUUGUGCGUCUCUUUCGUCCCCGAUGGUUCUAAACUUGUAAGCGCUGGCCAGGUCGAUACCAUUCGUGUCUGGCAAAUUCCCGACGGGUCACAUACCGGGACCUCAUUUGAAGCGGUGCCAGAAUUUGUCUAUUCAGUAGCAACCUCACCCGAUGGAACACAAAUUGCAGCUGCAUCUAGCGAUGGCACUGUGCGAGUCUGGAAUAUCAACCAUGGCAACCUCAUUGCCGGGCCUUUCCGCGGCCAUACCGAUUGGGUUCGGUCUGUCGCCUAUUCACCAGACGGAACUCGGCUUGUCUCUACCUCUCACGAUAACACUGUCCGAGUGUGGAAUGUUCGUAAUGGUCUGCUCGCUCCUGCAUCUUCCGUACCACCCGAUGCCUUGACUGAUAUCAAGUCGCUUUCAUUUGCUCUCGACAACUCCCGUAUUAUCUCCAUUUAUGCCGAUAAAUCUAUUAGGAUUUGGGACUUGGGGUGCAUAUAUGCAUCUUCGGCGGUGGCCUCGGACCAGGCACAAUUCCCAGAUUUGCCAAUCUCGAACAACUCGCCUAGUGAACUGUAUACAGCUGGGGCUUCGGAGACCGGCAAAGUGCAGAUCCUGAGUACGGCUGACGGGUCAGUCGUUUCUGGCCCGUUCGGAGUCAACUAUGAUUCUCUCUUUUCGCUUUCGUUCUCAUCCGACAACGCCAUCGUCGUUAUGGGUUGCAAAAACGGCCUUAUCCACGCCUGGGACUUGGGGACUGGAGAACCCGUAGCUGGCCCAUUCGUGGGGCAUACUUGGCCGGUCACAGCACUGGCCCAAUCUCAUGAUGGCUCGAUGCUCGCCUCGUAUUCCGAGAUAGACAAGGCUAUCCGAAUAUGGAACAUGCCAAUCGCGACAUCCGAUCCACAAUCUCAGCCUAGGUUCUCACUUGGCUUCAUGUCAAGCCCCGGGGACGUCGCUGCUCACGAUGAAUGGACUAUCGCGGCUGAUGGUUGGAUGGUGGACAAUGAUGGUCGUCUACUGAUCUGGCUUCCAUCCGACGUCGCUGCUCAAUGGAAGUCUCCGUAUGCUUCUCUCGUUAUUACUAGAUUCGCACAGAAUAUGUCGUCGGCAAACAACAAGUCCAAGUCGACACGGAAGAGAAUCGGAGGCUGGUUUCGCAAGCGAUUGGGUGAAUCUUCGUCCCGACCGCUGUCCACGUCGUCUCCAGGACUACUAUCCGCGUCACAUGCAUCGCUGACUUCAGGUCCGACUGACGACGGCCAGAGCAGCACUCCCGACAGACAAAACAUCAUCGCAUCGACGGAUAGGCUUUCCCACGCUCCACCAUCCAACUCUCUCCCAGCACCAUCUGUUCUUAAUGCCGUGGCUGUACCUCACAAGUCUCCAUCCUCCCAAAUAUCUACCCUAAUCCCCGAAUUAGCCAUCGAGCAAUCUCAUGGACAUGACGAGCUGCCUCUAACUAGGACCACCACUGAGCCCGUGGGAGAUAACAAAGCAUGGACCAGUCUACUUGCAUCGCUAAAGAAGCUAAAGGGCAUGGCGAGACUGAUUCCAUCGGUCGCAGAUGCCGCUGGAGUGCUUCUGGAUUGCUUCGACACGAUUGAGGCAGCUGCCAAGAGCCAGCAAGACUAUGAAGACCUGGCGACAGAGCUUGUGGUGCUGAGUGAUAUCCUGGCCCAGCAGAUAGAGGGCAUAGGGUCGGAAGCAGUGUCGAAGUGUGUGUCUGGUGUCGCUCACGCGAUUGAAAGGCAGGCACAAGAAAUCAAGAAAAAGAGGGGGAGAGGAAAGGAGAGACGACUACAGCAGGCGAGUUCGGACGAGGAAGAUGUGAUGCGACACUAUCGGCGAAUCGAGUCGCUGUUUCGGCAGCUGCAGGCAAACCUGAGCAUGAAUACAUGGAGUGUCGCAAACGAUCUGAUGGUGAACACACGACUGGAAGGUCUGGGACCGGAGAAGCAGGCGGCAUACGACUCGGCACUCUCGGAAACCGUCGGCAGGCGCACAUGUACCGAAGGCACGCGCACAAAAGUCCUAUCUGACCUAGUGGAAUGGGCACACGACAAGAACGCACCUGCGAUAUACUGGAUGAACGGCAUGGCAGGCACGGGCAAGACGACGAUCGCGUACUCAUUCGCUGAAUGGCUGAAGCAACACGAGCUACUGGCGGGGAGCUUCUUCUGCACUCGGACGUCAGCUGCGUGUCGGGACGUGGCGAAGAUCGUACCGACGGUAGUAUACCAGCUGGCGCGGUACUCGGCGACAUUCCAAUCGAUACUAUACGAUAUCCUGAGCGCGGAACCUGAUGCAGCAACGAAAAACAUAACGAACCAGUUCGAGUCGCUACUGAAAGAGGCACUGGAAAAAACAAGGGGAAAGGGCAAGGGCGAUGCAUUCGACAACCUGGUUAUAGUCAUCGAUGCGCUGGAUGAGUGUGAAGACCCCAGAGGCGUAGAAACCAUACUUGACAGACUGUUCCAGUACGCACCUCACCUAGGGCUCAAGUUCUUCGUUACCAGUCGGCCGGAGCCUGGGAUAUACGCCAAAAUGGCGGUCAACGUUGGGUGCCGGGGCGGGAUGGUACUACACGACAUCGAGACGUCGCUUGUGAGCAAAGAUAUCGAGCUGUACCUCGAACAAGAGCUGGCGUCCAUUCCACUUCGUGUUCCCGAGUCGGAUCUCAAGCAACUUGUAGAUCGAUCGGGCGCGUUGUUCAUCUAUGCGGCCACACUCGUUCGAUACAUCCGUACCGCAAAACGCAGCGUCAAUCCAUACGACCGCCUACAAUCGAUCCUUGCCUCAUCUUCAGGAUCCAGUCGGGAACAUGCACAGAUUGAUAAACUAUAUCUAGCCGUAUUGGAGUCGGCAUUGGAGGACGAAGAGCUAGAGCAUUCGGAAAGGGAGGCCAUCCUAGCGGUGUUGCAUACUGUGCUUAUGACUCAAGAGCCAAUUCGCGUCGAGACCAUAGCGCUAUUAGCCGGGAUCGAUGGGCCAGAGCGGGUAGAGUACGCGCUUGCCCCACUCCGGUCGGUGCUGCAUCAGUCCGAGUCGACGGGCCUUGUGUCCACUCUGCAUGCAUCGUUCCCAGACUUCAUGUUCAGCCAUACACGAUCGGGGUCAUACUUCUGCGACGUCGACAAACAUAGCCCCGGAAUGGCCCAUCGAUGCUUCACAGUGAUGAAGGACCAGCUGCGGUUCAACAUAUGCGACCUGCCUUCCUCGUUCAUACCGGACGAAAACGUCGAUAACUUACAAGACCGGAUCAAACACCGGAUCUCGGCGUCACUGGCAUAUGUGUGCCGGUACUGGGCCAGUCAUGUCAGCCUUGCACCUGCGAACGACGAUCUACGCGAGGACAUGAGUGUGUUCCUAUCGGAGCGACUACUGUUCUGGAUGGAGGUCAUGAGCUUGCGACGUGAGCUGUUGGCAGGGAUCGAAGGAUUUCUGGCGCUGAAGCAGUGGCUGAGGGUGAGUGGGUCAACGCUUUCCGAUACAGUGACUGAUGUAGCAGUACAUAAGAAAACCAACUCUCAAAAACCCGAGGUGGCGAUAUUGAUCGAGGACGCCAGCAACUUCUACACCAGCUAUGCCUCCAGCCCAGCGUGUCAUUGCACACCGCACAUCUACAUCUCAUGCCUUCCAUUCUGUCCUCGGUCGAGCACAGUGUACAAGCACUACUGGCCUCGGAUGCAAGGGCUGGUGGAGCUGAAGGGCAGUCUGAUGGACCGCAGAGAGACAGCCGCACUGGCCACCUGGAACAUUCACUCGCCAGUAUGGUCGGUGGCGUACUCAGGGGAUGGCAGUCGAGUUGCAGUCGGAUGCCUGGACGGAACAGUGAGCAUACGGAACGCAUACGAUGGCACAUUGCUUGUUGGACCCUGGAAUGCUCACACUGAUGUUGUUCGUUCGGUUGUGUUCUCGCCUGAUGGCAGACUUGUUGCCUCGGGGUCAGAUGAUCGCACCAUCGGAGUGUGGGACGUGCGCACCGGCAGUCCUGUUGCCGGCCCAUUCCGCGGACACACCAGCUGGGUCUACUCGGUUUCGUUCUCACCCGACAGCAAGCGCAUAGUCUCUGGCUCCGACGACAACACCGUUUGUAUAUGGGACACGGCCAAUGGCACACUGCUUGUGCGCCCAUUGCGCAGUCAUACUGACUCAGUCCGCUUCGUGACGUUCUCGCCCGACGGCACACUCAUUGCCUCUGCCUCCAAGGACAAGACUAUCCGACUGUGGCGCUCGGACGACGGCACUCCUGCUACUUCCCCACUUCAAGGUCACACCCACUCUGUCAACUCUGUUACGUUCACGCCCGAUGGCACUUGGCUUGUCAGCGGGUCAGACGACGGGACCGUUCGUGUGCGGAGGGUGUCGGAUGGGUCGGCCGUCGCCACUCCAUUUCAGGGUCAUUCAGGUGGCGUCUACUCGGUGGCAGUGUCACCUGAUGGCAUGCUUGUUGCAUCUGGGUCUGACGAUUGUACUGUGCGAGUGUGGAGGAUGAGCGAUGGGUCACUUGCUGCCAGUCCAUUUGUUGGCCAUACUGGUUGGAUUGGGUCAGUUGGGUACUCACCGGAUGGGACGCAAGUCAUCUCUGGCUCUGGUGAUCAGACCGUUCGUGUUUGGAAUGUGCGCGAAGGCAUGAUGUCCCCUGCCUCCUCAGAAGUUACUCUAUCCCAUAUCACAUCCCUCUCUUUCUUGCCUGAUAGCGCUCAUGUGUUGACAGUGUCAGAUGAGGACGAGAUGCGCAUGUGGGAUGUCUCGAGUGGCAUAUCCCAGCCAGCGCCACCCGACAUCCAGGUUCCCCAUCCUCCAUCUCAUGCAGCAUCUCCCGAUAGGUCCUACACUGCUGAAACUAAUACGCAUGGAAAGCUAGUACAGGUUGUGCGGACGGACAACAAGUCUGUGGCUGCUGGGCCGUUUGAUCCCACCCCUCGAGUAUCGCAAUUCUCUCACGACAGUACCUGCGUCAUCGUGGGCUUUUGGGAUGGCAGGAUUGAGAGGAUAUGUCUGCGGACUGGGCAGACUGCGUUCCAGUUGCGCCCCGGUGACAACGACUGCGUUAACCUGAUUGCAGAGUGCCCGGAUGGUUCACUUCUUGCCUCCAUUGAAGACACCUCGUACGACAGUCCCAUCCUACGAAUCUGGAGCAUGGCUGGACCGACACUCUGUUUUCGAACCUCAGACGAUCCCCCUCUCAAUCCAGAGCCAGGUCAGACACUCUCUGGACCUUACGACCAAUGCCAUAUCGACAGCGAUGGGUGGAUGGUCAACAGCAACAACGACCUGCUUAUUUGGCUUCCGUCAGAGAUAGCUGCUGCAGGACUGUCUCCGUUCGUGUCGGUGAUCGUAACAAAAACAGGAACACUGCAAGUACCGAAGCAGAUGCUGGUAGCCGGACAUCAGUGGCAUAAGUGUCAUGUGUUGGGCUGA